CAGAGAUACAGUUAGUUUCACGAUGACAACCAUGCUUUCACUUCUAUUGUUCUAUAUAUAUCUUUCCCUGCCGACAGCAUACUCUGCGUCUUGUGCAGUGUCCAUAAAAUAUGGUGAAUUUGGAACUCUCCAACCACUGAUCCUAACAGAAGAUAGAGGUCGCUUUCUUUACCCUGAGAAAAAUAAUGGAAGUGUUCUGGAAAUAUCUAGUGGAAAGUCAAUUUAUUUGGCAUGUCCUGGCGACAACAAUUAUAUCAAAAACAUGCCUGGUGUUAAAGAAGCAGAGGCCACUUGUAUCAGCGGUAAAACCUUUAGCGUCAACAUGAAAAUUCGAGAAUUUUCAUCACUCACCUGUCUCAUCAGCUCGAGUGCCACCACCAAGAGCAUGCUGACGACUUGUCUGAACAAAUAUUCCGCCAUGCAAAUCGGUUUUCAGUUGCAACACGGAUUCUUGCAGACUAUAAAACUCUGUCACGAUAAGGAUACCUAUGUGACUCAUUACUCGAUGUACAGUUUAACUAGGAAGCACGGCAAUAGUCAGAUUGGGUAUCCCAGGCCACUUAAAUGGAGGGACGAGAACUACUUCAGCGGACUGGAUAUGGGAAGACUCUACAAUUGGAACGUGCAGAUCAAUGUAAUUGGGAAAAUACUACAAUCCGACGAUAUCGCAAAGGCGAAAAUCAACAAAGAUCAAUUUCUCUCACGAGGACACCUCACUGCCAUGAGUGACUUCGUUUAUGGCAGUCAAAAAACUGCCACCUUCUCCUAUUUAAAUGCGGCACCCCAAUGGGUCAGCUUCAACGGUGGCAACUGGGCGAUACUAGAAAGGGGAGUUCAAGAUUUCGUCAGAAAUCGUUUACUCGACCUGGAAGUUUACACGGGAGUUCAUGGAGAAAUGACAAUGGCUGACAAACAUGGACAACAACAGAAGAUACACUUGGGUGAAUUUAACACCAAGACGCCACUGAUAGUUCCCAAAUACUUUUGGAAAAUCAUCUACGACCCGCAGAAAAAAUUGGGUACCGCGUUCGUGGGUCUGAACGAUCCCUUUAUAUCUCUCAACGACAGCACUGUUUACUUAUGCAAGGACAGAAUAGAGUCGAAAAUAAACUGGCUGAACUGGAAGCCAACUGACAUUAAAAAAGGCGUCUCUUACGCGUGUCCUGUUAACAGCCUUCGCAAGCAAAUCCCAACGAUACCACAGUUCGAUGUCGUCGGCGUAUUAAUAUAAAUAUUCUGAACGGCAUGGUCAAAUUUCUAGAGAAGUAUUUUUAUACCUGCUGAGAUUUAUCGUAGAUCAAAGAUGCAUACAUUUUUGUACAUUUAAGUUUUAACUUAUUUUAAAUAUUGUACUGUUGUAGUAAUCUCCACAAUUGUGAACAUAUAUUUAAAAUUAAAUUUUCCAAUGCUGUAACAUCAUAAGAAUAUAACAAGAAAUGGUCAACACUUUAAAA
Hylaeus volcanicus is the source of this 1454-nucleotide messenger RNA. RefSeq lists its product as uncharacterized. Gene Ontology annotation, biological process: apoptotic DNA fragmentation. The record is from RefSeq and is a predicted model, not a curated record. NCBI's taxonomy places the organism in Eukaryota, Metazoa, Arthropoda, Insecta, Hymenoptera, Colletidae. The transcript has 3 exons. Bases 23 to 1231 code for a protein of 402 amino acids. Gene Ontology annotation, molecular function: nucleic acid binding; RNA endonuclease activity; single-stranded DNA endonuclease activity. Gene Ontology annotation, cellular component: mitochondrial inner membrane; nucleus.